Molecule: messenger RNA, 1488 nt
Organism: Saccoglossus kowalevskii
Lineage: Eukaryota; Metazoa; Hemichordata; Enteropneusta; Harrimaniidae
Product: aryl sulfotransferase
Molecular function (GO): sulfotransferase activity
Source: RefSeq, marked provisional
AAACUGUUGACGAACCGAGCAGUAAGCGGCCGAAGACCGACGGUGAAACAGACAAGAAAAUGGCAGCUAAAUCCACGUUACCCGAUGACUUCAAACCACCCCCAGAUCAUUACUACAAGGGCAUUCGUAUGCUGGCAAUCACGCCGGCUCCGACGUUUGAUGCCAUUCUAGAGAUGGAGGUUCGUGAAGAUGAUAUUUGGGUUGUAACGUACCCCAAAGCAGGUACAACAUGGGGUCAAGAGGUCACAUCUGUGAUUGUUGAAGGAGCCGAUUUGGAGAAAGUAAAAAGUAAGCCACUAUUGCAGAGAGUACCAUAUUUGGAGCUGGGACCGCUUGGUCCACAACCAGCCUCUUACAAGAUGGUUGAAGAGUUGCCGUCACCACGUCUUAUUCGAACACAUUUACCAUAUCAUCUGAUGCCUAAGCAGUGGUUUGAGAAAAAACCAAAGACAUUGUAUGUGGCUCGCAAUCCAAAAGACACUGCAGUUUCUGGAUGGCAUUUUACGAAAAUCAACCACUUUUUUGUAACAUAUGAAACAUUCUCAGACUUCUUUCCCAAAUUUGUGGAAGGGGAUGUCAUUUAUGGUUCUUGGUUUGACCACAAUAAAAAAUGGUGGGAACACCGGCAUGAUCCAAACAUCAUGUUUGUCAAAUUUGAGGACAUGAAAAAGGAUUUGAGAGGAGAGAUGAUUCGUAUGGCUGACUUUUAUGGAUAUCCAUUGCCAGUUGACAAGAUUGAUGCCGCUGUUGAGCAUUGUACCUUUGAUAAAAUGAAGAAAAAUCCCAUGGCCAACUAUUCCGGAGCUCAUUUUAUCAACCACAAGAAAGGACAAUUUCACAGAAAAGGUGAAGUCGGAGACUGGAAAAAUCAUUUUAGUGUAGCACAGAAUGAACUGUUCGAUGAAUUAUAUCAAGAGAAAAUGCGAGGCACUGGUUUGACCUUUGAUUGGGAGUUGUGAUAUGGCAGCCAUUUUGUUUCUGCACAUGGGAUUUCUGCUGAAUGUGGGGAAAAUGAACUGCUUGCCAAUAUAGAAUGCCAUUCUCGAUUUGGAUCAUGUUACAAAAUAAAUCACAUAUUGGCAUUAUGGCAGCAAGUUGGUUAUUCCUACCUGUUGACCAAUAUAAUGGCUUUGUGGUGUCGUGCGUUGUAUAGUCAUUCUUCUACUAAUGUUACAAUAUUACCGGUACUUAUACCAAAGGUCACUAUAUUUAUUUUGACUGUAAUAGCAACAACCAAAUAUGUCUAACCACAUCUGUGAAAUAAGUUCAUGUCUGUGCUGUAUGUGUGAUUUGUUAACUUGAAAUUUUAAACAGAAUAUUGCGUGUACAAAUCUGUUUUUAUGUCAGUUUUGUACCAAAUAUUUAUUGCACUGUUACAGCUGUCAUAUCCAGGAUAUUUUUAUUUUGUAAUAACUAACAUUUGAGUAUUGUUAUAACCCACAUACCAAUAUUGUGAUAUUUGGGAAUAAAAUCCAAGUGUAGACUCGA